Messenger RNA from Canis lupus familiaris (dog), 876 nucleotides. Its product is annotated as collagen alpha-1(I) chain-like. NCBI's taxonomy places the organism in Eukaryota, Metazoa, Chordata, Mammalia, Carnivora, Canidae. The record is from RefSeq and is a predicted model, not a curated record. The coding region runs from base 1 to 876 and encodes 291 amino acids. The transcript has 2 exons.
AUGCCUCCGUCUCCUCCGCCGCCGCCGCCGCCGCCGCCGCUCGCUGGGGGCCGCCUCCCGCGGCGGGCCGGGGCCGCAGGGCCGCGGCGCAGGCCGCUCGGGCGCAGGGCUCGCGGCGUGCUCGGCGGCGGCGGCGGCGGCGGCGGCCCGUGCGGCUGCGCGGGGGAGGCGGGGGCGCCGCCGCUCGCCCGGAUGCGCCGGCCCCCGCCCCUGCGGCGAGCCCACCGCGGGGCCGCGCGCCUCCCUCGGGGCCGGGCCGGGCCGGGCGGCGUCGGUGACCGCCUCGGCCGAGCCGGCCCGCCCCGCCCCGGCGGCCUCCACCUAGACCCGCGCGCGGACAAAGAGGCCACCGCGGCGACUCCGACGGAACUCGGGCCGCCUCACGUCGAGCCGAAGCCGGGCUGGGCGGAAACGCAGGCGGCCCUCACCGCGCCGAGGAGCUUCUGGACGGACCCGAGCCGAGCGCAGGGCUGCUCCUGCCCCGGGGGCGGCCGCGCGCAGCUGCAGGGCGUGCGGCCCUCCCGAGCCCCGCGCCGGGCCCCGGGAGGCAGGAGCUGCUCGACCCGCGGGGCCGCCGACCCGCACCGCCGGAGGAGGCGCCGGGCCUGGGGGACGAAGCCGCCGCGGGCCCCUGCGGAAUGGGGGUCGUCCGGGGAAGACUUCCCGCCCGCUGCUCCGAGAGGGGCCCCGGGGAAGCGCUCCCCUCGGGCCCGCACUCCUUGGCCCGGCCUUCCUCUGGGAAGACCCCAGCUGCCGCCCUGUCGCUCCCACGAGGCGUACCGAGAGCUGGUCUACCGAAUUCGUGUCUACUUUUCAGUCAUCCACAGGUCUCUGUAUCUUGCUUGCCAUCCAAGAGCUGGAAUGAUUAGGGAUUAA